This is a messenger RNA of Coregonus clupeaformis (lake whitefish), 2887 nucleotides long. Its product is annotated as nuclear factor 1 C-type-like. Bases 702 to 2270 code for a protein of 522 amino acids. NCBI's taxonomy places the organism in Eukaryota, Metazoa, Chordata, Actinopteri, Salmoniformes, Salmonidae. Gene Ontology annotation, biological process: regulation of transcription by RNA polymerase II. The record is from RefSeq and is a predicted model, not a curated record. Gene Ontology annotation, molecular function: DNA-binding transcription factor activity, RNA polymerase II-specific; RNA polymerase II cis-regulatory region sequence-specific DNA binding. The transcript has 11 exons. Gene Ontology annotation, cellular component: nucleus.
UUUAUAAUAGCGGCUCACAGUGGGCAAUAGUUGUCUUUUUGCUUUUUAUAAACUACGCCAUCAAGUGCAACCCUAAUAGAAUGCGUUAAUCCACACACACUACCUAUCCCUCUCUCACACACAGACACACACAACCGCGCACACAGACACACACACCACCUUCGUGUUUCAUCUAUUCCUUCUCGGAGACGACUGUAAGAUCUCCUAUGAGCCCAUCGUUCGGGACGUCUUUAAGGACAUUCACGAACAGACGAAGCAUUGAUAGCACAUGUUAAGGACAUCUAGGCUAUGUGUAGCCUACAAAGCUGCAAAUCAAUGAGACGGAAGGAUCAGUUCUGUAAUUUAAAGAUAUAAAACCAAUAACAGCACGGUACAUUACGACACCAUCAACCCGUGUACAGUUUGCAGAAUCUGCCCGAAAUCGUUCAGCCCGUGGCUAUAUUAUAGGGAAAUCUUUAUUUUGUCCUAUUUUUCCCUUGUAGCGAAGAUUCUACCGGGAUUGACGCUGCAGACUUCGCGUGGGACGUUUCUAUUUGAUCUCUGCGGGUUAUUCUCCCCUCCGAAGACCACGGAUUACUUCUGUUCGCGGAUAAAUGGAUAUGGAAUAAUAAUAAAAACACGUCGACGAGAUGACCGUGCGUUGAACCGCGGUGCUGCAUAAGCUAUAACUUGUCUGGGGGGGUUGGCAGUUUCGCUUCGAAAUGGAUGAGUUUCAUCCGUUCAUCGAGGCCCUACUGCCGCAUGUGCGUGCCUUCGCCUACACCUGGUUCAACCUGCAGGCGCGCAAACGCAAGUACUUCAAGAAGCACGAGAAGAGGAUGACUAAGGACGAAGAGCGGGCGGUGAAGGACGAGCUGCUGGGAGAGAAGCCUGAGGUCAAGCAGAAGUGGGCGUCACGCCUGCUGGCCAAACUGCGCAAGGACAUCCGGCCCGAGUGCCGCGAGGACUUUGUGCUGUCCAUCACGGGGAAGAAGCCCCCCUGCUGCGUCCUCUCCAAUCCUGACCAGAAGGGCAAGAUGAGGAGGAUCGACUGCCUGCGUCAGGCCGACAAGGUAUGGAGGCUGGACCUGGUUAUGGUGAUCCUGUUCAAGGGCAUCCCGCUGGAGAGCACGGACGGAGAGCGCCUGAUCAAGGCGGGGCCAUGCAACAGCCCCAUCCUCUGUGUCCAGCCACACCACAUCAGCGUCUCGGUCAAGGAGCUGGACCUUUACCUGGCCUACUUCGUACAGGAGAGAGAGUCAGAGCAGAGCAGUAGCCCACGCACAGGUAUUGGGUCAGAUCAGGAGGAUAGCCGAGCUGCCACCAUGGAUGCUCCUGAGUUUCAGGAAAGCUUUGUGACGUCAGGAGUUUUUAAUGUAACAGAGUUGGUGCAAGUGUCCAGAACUCCGGUGGUGACCGGGGCAGGCCCUAACUUUUCUCUUGGGGAGCUGCAGGGGCAUCUGGCCUACGACCUCAACCCCUCAGGGGUGGGCAUGAGGAGAACCCUGCCCAGCACCUCCUCCAGCGGGAGUAAGAGGCACAAGUCGGGCUCCAUGGAGGAUGAUGUGGACACCAGUCCUGGGGGAGAGUACUACACCUCUCCCAACUCCCCGGCUAGCAGCUCCCGCAACUGGCAGGAGGACCUGGAAGGAGGGAUGUCUCCUGGAGUAAAGAAGACAGAGAUGGACAGCCCGUCUCCUCAGGAGAGCUCCCCACGCAUCGGCUUCACACAGCACCACCGGCCCGUCAUCGCAGUGCACAGUGGGAUCUCUCGGAGUCCGCACCCCUCCUCGUCUUUGCACUUCCCCACCACCUCCAUCCUGCCCCAGUCCACUUCCUACUUCCCCCACACUGCCAUCCGCUACCCGCCACACCUAAGCUCCCAAGACCCGCUGAAGGACCUGGUCUCCCUGGCCUGUGACCCGUCCAACCAGCAGCCCAGCCCAGUGAGUCCAGCCCAUCUAACAACUCUAACUAGGGCCCAGAGUUUGUCCUGGUCAGGUCAUGUGCUGAAUGGCAGUGGUCAAGUGAAGUUGCCCAGUCACUACAUCUCCUCCCAGAUGCUGGCGCCCCCUCCGCCCCCCGGGAUGCCCCGUUUGACGCUGCCCUCCGACUCCAAGUCCAGCACCACCACCUCGGACGGGGGAGCCAACUCCCCCACGUCACCCAGUAAGUGGGCCGUUGCAUACUCAGCUCCAGGGACGCCCCCUGCCAGUCGCUCCUUUGUAGGGAUCGGACCUCGAGACCCUGGCGGACUCUACCAGGCACAGUCCUGGUACCUGGGGAACUAAACAACACAAGGAUAAGCGAAAAGGGCAUGGACACUUGGAUUUGAGAUUCAACACUUUUUGUGGAAUUAAGAAAAAAGAAAAAAAAGAGAUGCAAGAGGGAAAAUGUAUAUAUAUGCAGUAUAUAUACAGUAUGUAUAUAUAUAAAUAUAUGUGUGCAUAUAUAUUUAUAUAUGUAUAUCAACAUGAAAGAUGCUUCAACACACCUUUUUGGAAUAAAAGACAGGGAGAGAGAGUGAGGCCAAGGACAGAGAGAAGAGAAGAGGAUGUCUGGGCAGCCAAAAUGAACUGUGGGGCAGAGACAUGACCCCAUGACCCCAUGACCCCAUGAACCGCAUACCCACCCCCCUCUGCUACAGGUGCUGCUUCCUCAUAUAUGCAAAAUAAGUAUCCUUUAUUUUCUUAAUCAACAAGAAAAAGAAGAAUCCAGUUCCAGUGAUUAUACUGUCCCACACUCCUUCUGGGACGGUAAAACAUAUUCUCUUUGAAAGAAGGGAGGGGAGGCUGGUCACGCAUGGUCAAUAACCUCCCUUUACCCUCGGAAACGAAAAGUCAACUUUUCAUCCAAUUUGAUAGACAAUCAUGUAUCUGUGUCAGUUACUUUGUUUAAAGGGGGGUGU